UGGCGUCAGUGUGCGCGCGGUGUCCAUGGAGAGAGGCUGAGCGGUCGGAGCUCCGGCCGGAGCCACCGGGGCGGCCAAGAUGUCGGCUUCGUUAGUCCGAGCCACUGUCCGCGCUGUGAGCAAGAGGAAGCUGCAGCCCACCCGGGCCGCCCUCACCCUGACACCUUCAGCAGUCCAGAAGAUAAAGCAGCUUCUUAAAGAUAAGCCUGAACAUGUAGGUGUGAAAGUUGGUGUUCGAACCAGGGGUUGCAAUGGCCUUUCUUAUACUUUAGAAUAUACAAAGACAAAAGGAGAUUCUGAUGAAGAAGUUGUUCAAGAUGGGGUCAGAGUGUUCAUCGAAAAGAAAGCACAGCUAACCCUUUUAGGAACAGAAAUGGACUACGUAGAAGACAAAUUAUCCAGUGAAUUUGUGUUCAAUAACCCAAACAUCAAAGGAACAUGUGGCUGUGGAGAAAGCUUUAAUGUCUGAAACCUUGGGACUACUCUGGCUGUGGGCUCCAGGGGUGCUCACGGGAACUUCGGGCUUACUGAGGAAACCAUGUGACUGUCACAAUCCUAGAUUCACAAUGCAUGGCUGCCUUUUGAGGAAAAGAAAAGGAACGCAUUUGAAAACGAAGCCAGCGUGUUGAAUUCGAGAAGACGUGACGCUUGUAUCCUCCUUAGGGGAUGGAACGAGGAACCAUUGUUCUCGUUGGAUCAUUUUUCUGUUCUGUAAAGGAAAAAGAAUCCUUCCCAGCACUUAACUUCUUGUAUCCUUUGUGUUAGAACCAGUCUCAUCAAAGUCACCUUCCUGGUGGCAUUUCAGGAAACGUCUUCUUCCUGGGCAUGCGCUCAUUAGGUCUUUGUUGAAAGCUUGAACUGCACAGCUCCCUAGCCAUUCCCCGACCAAGUUGAUGACCCUUAAGACUUCUUAGAACUGUCGUACAGAAGAAUUCCGAAUGCUGGUAUCAAAAGGUGUAGAAAUCACUCCACCCACCUAUUUUCUUAAUCCAUUCCCGUCUCCACCCUAAAUGUCUGCUCAAAGAUUGGAUCUUGAGCUGACUUCAAUUCUUUUCAUUCAAAGGACUCUUAAAGCCAUCCAGCCCACCCCUCAGUUCUGUAGCUGAGGAAGCCAAACCCCAGGGAAGCUAAGGCUCGUCCACCCUCACGCUGCAAGUUAGGGGCCGAGCCAGACUCUCCGCCACAUCUCCCUUUCCCUGUCGGUGGGUCGUCCUCUACGCCUUUAGCCCGUCAGAGACGUUACGUGGGUGGCCUGGCUUCUCCGUCUGGUCCACACUUGGAUAAAAUUUCUUAGUAAUUUGAUAUAGAUCAUGGUAAUUUUAUUUUUAUUCUGAAUUGGAAGAAUUGUAAAACCCAUUUAUGCGGAUUACCUUUUUUUUUUUUUUUGAACUAUGAAGCAGUGGUUUACCCUAGCAGGUAAGACCUAGCAGCCCAGAGUUAGCCUUUGGAACAUACAGGUUACUGUGAAGCAGAACACAGGUCUUUUCUGAAAAUUCCCAGUGUGCUGACACUUUCUGCAUCUUAAAUCCAGUUGCAAAAUUUUAAACCUGACAUUUUGUCCUAGCAUUUUUAUCACCAACUUUUCUGUAAUAGUGUUCACUUUGUCAUUUAGUUAUUGAUUUUCCCGGGUUUGACGUACAGGUACUCUGUGAGUUGGCAUAUAUGUUGUUUUUGAAAGCUGACUCUCGUGAACUGAAGUAGUGCUGUUAGCCUUGAUGUUUGCCUUGUUCCCUGAAGCGCCCGGCACAAAUGCACCAAACCUAGGGCUCGUAUCAGUGCUCCUGAGUUCGUAUCAUUACCAGAAUUGUCGAUCCACUUAUAAUUUGUGCAGCACUAUAUUAUGUAGAAAUUGAGUUGUCAAUAAAACAUGUGGCCUCUCUGUGAUUGUAAAAUGGGCUUUUCUUGUUGAGGGAGAAGGGUUUGGAGUAGUAAUGGCUAGAAAGCCAAAAAAAAAAACACACACACCAAAUUGGCCAUGAGUGUCAGAAUAGAA
Molecule: messenger RNA, 1993 nt
Organism: Loxodonta africana (African savanna elephant)
Lineage: Eukaryota; Metazoa; Chordata; Mammalia; Proboscidea; Elephantidae
Gene: ISCA1
Product: iron-sulfur cluster assembly 1
Exons: 4
Coding region: 80-469 (129 amino acids)
Biological process (GO): iron-sulfur cluster assembly
Cellular component (GO): mitochondrion; cytoplasm
Molecular function (GO): 2 iron, 2 sulfur cluster binding
Source: RefSeq, a predicted model, not a curated record